Messenger RNA from Naegleria gruberi, 5410 nucleotides. RefSeq names its product sen1 helicase. Bases 1 to 5388 code for a protein of 1795 amino acids. The transcript has 4 exons. NCBI's taxonomy places the organism in Eukaryota, Heterolobosea, Eutetramitea, Acrasida, Naegleriidae. Gene Ontology annotation, molecular function: helicase activity. The record is from RefSeq and is a predicted model, not a curated record.
AUGACCACAAAACGAGGACGUCAAACAACAAGGGAAUCCAAUUCAACCUUGUCAUCAAACUCUGGAGGCUCCUCUUCUGAUUCGGAUGAUUCAUCAUCUACUUCAUCAGAAAAAAGUAUGAAACAAAGGAAGAAAAAUAGUAAAUCGUUUAACAUGGAUGCUCCUUCACAUGUUCCUGUUUUGAUGGGUAAUAAUCCAUCACCUCAUCAUUUACUACCUCCAGGAGCCUAUCAUCCUUCCAUGAUGGGAAAAAAUCUUCAUCAACAACAAACAAUUCAGAGUAGUAGUAAUAAUCAUCAACCAGUACAACAACCAGUAGUAGUUGUGAAUAAUCAAGUUCCGAAUCAACAGGCAUUGAAAUCAAGAAUAUCCAGUGAACAAGUAGCCUAUUGUCCAUCAUGUUCUUUUAUUGGAAAUAAGUCACAUUUGCCUCAAUCGAUAUCGUCGAAAAAAUACUCCUAUGUCUAUGAAAUGAAAAAUCAAUCAGUCUUCCCAAUGAAUGAGAAGAAGACUGUAAAGAUAUUAACCCACAGUAAUUUACACAGACACAAAAUUGGUGAUGAGGCUUCUAUAACGAAUAAUAGCUUUUGGAUGGGAAACUCUGACAUUAAUGUAUACCAGAACAAGUGUAUUGUUAAGGUACUACAAUAUGGAGUUUGUAAGAAAGCCAUUGUAAAUCACCCAUACGAUUCGUUUGCUUCAACUGAGGAGGAUGAUAUUGAAAUUGUUUAUUUUAUAGAGUAUUCAACAUCAAGAGGACCAAAGAAUAUGUUUGUCUCAGAGGGGGAGCUUCACACACUUGCUGGAUCAAAUCCUGAACUCUCCAAAGAGGAAAUUAUCAAAAAAGAAAGUAAUGACAAGUUAUAUAAUGAGGCUCUUCAGCAAGUUUAUAAUAUCAAUGCUCAAGAUUUAUUGAAUUUGGAAAAGAAAUAUCAAUUACAGCAACUCAAUGAAGAGCAAGAAUAUCAUCAAACCAAUCACUUUAAAGGAGAUUUACAUUUACAUGGUAACCUGCUACUGAAAGGUCAUUUGAAAAUUCAAAAACAAGCAUCUUGUGUUGAAAGAGUUAUUAUGAAUGUAGAUUUGAAUAACAUUGAUUACUACAUGCUAUUUGUCGAUAGCAUUCCAUCUGACGUACCUAUUAAGAACGAUCACCAUCCACACAAUAAUAUUAACAAAAUGAGAGGAGGAAGAAGAGGUGGUGGAAACAGAGGAAGAGGAAACAGAAGACAAAGAGGUCCACCAAGAAGAGGAGGAAGACCACCACAAGAUGGUAGACCUGCUAUCGGAGGAGGAGGUGCUCUCAUUGAUUUGACUGUUGAAGAUGAUUAUUUAUUAGAAGAUAAUGGUGAUGACGAUUCAUCAUCGGAAGAAGAGGAAGAAUUUGAUUCAAAUCAACCAAAAACAUCCAAUUCAUCUGCAUCGGAUAAGAAGGUUGUUAAAACCUAUGCAUCAGGAAAACAACAAUUUUAUGAACAAAAUAGACACAGAUUUGAGAUGAAUUCUGAAGUUUUAACAUGGACAUUAGAAGAUUUGGAAACACCAAUAGAGUUGGAUCCAGUUCCUGAUCAUUUUAGAGAUACGAAACAUUAUUGUUCAAGUUUUUUGGAUUAUAUUUUCGAAGAGACUAGAGCUUGUAUUUAUCAAUCUUUGGAAACUAAUAAUCAUGGUGAUAUGGCAAAAUGCUCUAUUGUCAAAUGGAAGAAGGGAAAGAAUCGUGGAGAAUCUGCUACUAUUUAUUUUGAUAUUAUUCCGAGACCACCAAAAGAUCCAAACAUGACACCUUAUAUUCCAAUGUUUCAAAAACAUGAUUAUUGUGUAGUAACUACUGAACCAUCCCUUCAAAAUUUGGAAUCACAAAAUCAUUUCUUUUGUAUUAUUGAAGAGGGUAAUCAAAUUAGUUCAAACAAAUUUCAACAACAAAGUCAACCAUGGAGUCGUAGAAAUGGUGGAAAAGGUGGAAGAAGAAGAAGAGGAGGAAAAGGAGGAAGAGGAGGUAGAGAAAGACCAUCAAAGCCAAUGUCUAAUAUCAAAACAAAUUUCAAAGCUAAAUUCCAUGCCUCUAGUGUUACCAAGCAUUUACUUAACAUGGAUGCUACUGCAAGAAAAGGAAAAAAACAAAAACAAAAGCGUCAAUCAAAUAAUGGACAAAGACAAAAUUGGUUUAUUUUUCCAAUCUUCACAAUGGUUACAAAACACAGAGAGUAUGAAGCAAUUCAAAAAUCUGCUAUUCCUGCUCCUCUUUUCAAUACAAGUGUACUUCUAGGAUUAAUCAUGGCACUCUUGGCUAAUAAGAAGAGAAUUCUUGUUUGUUCAGGAACUAACGUAGCUGUCGAUCACAUUGUUGCCAAACUCUCUCAAAAUGGGUUGAUAAAUAGUAAUGGUGAAAAGUAUCAAUUAUCAAUUAACAAAAUGGCAAGAAUUGGUAAUGACGAAAAAAUUGAUGAGCUAAGUAAGAGAAUAGAUCCUGCCACUCGUUUCAAACAACUUCAAAGAGCUGUCAAGGAUAUUAUUCACUGUGUAGAAUUGAUUCGUAAGGAAUUAUUUGAAGUUAUGGAGAAAUCUAGGCAAAGUAAUACAGCAUUCAAUGCAAGAAAUUCUAUCAAGGGAAGAACUGAGAAGGUUAUCAAACUCAUUAAGAAUACAGAAGAAACCAUUACAAAACUUUUAUUAACCAAGUUGAUCAAUCAGGAAAUGGUAAAUACUGUCAGUGAAAAAUUCUCUAAGGUAACAGAACAUAUUCAAACAUUCUUGGAAUUUGGUAACAAUAAUGAAGCCAAGAAAAUAGAUUUAAAAAAUGGAGCUGAGGAUAUUUAUCAAGAAAUUGAUUCCUUUUACAAGGAAUUACAAGUCUAUCUUGUUGUUGAUAACAGAGAUGUGGAAAAGAAGAUUCUUGAUAAUUGUGAUUUGGUAUUUGCCACUCUAGCUAUCACUGGUAGACAUCUUAUGAGAUCAUGCAAAGCUUUUGAUAUUAUCAUUAUUGAUGAAGCUGCUCAAGUUACAGAAAGUGAAAGUGUUAUUCCACUCGAUUUGGCAACAGAAAAGCUUGUCUUGAUUGGUGACCCUAAACAGCUUCCUUCAACUGUUAUUUCAAAUGAAGCUGUUGAAAAGAAUUACAAUAGAAGUAUGUUCGAGCGAUUGAUGAAAUUGGCAAACACCAAAGGAUUCUCUAUUCAUAAGCCAGUUCUAUUGGAUACUCAAUAUCGUAUGCACCCUAAAAUUUCCAGAUUCCCAGAACAUCAAUUCUAUCAUUCUGUCCUUAAAGAUGGUGAAAAUGUCAAAAAAUACGAUGUUCAUCCAGAAUGGCAACCUGUUUAUGAACUUGGAUUGGAACCUUGCCUAUUCAUGAAUUGUCCAAAAUCUGCUGAAACUUUCAAUCCUAAACUCAAGAGUUACAAUAAUGAAGAAGAGGCUGAUACCAUUGUAAAAAUUAUUGAUUUGUACAUGAAUAAGUAUGGAAUUUCGAGAUCCAAGAUUGCAGUCAUUACUUUCUAUCGUGCUCAAGUAGAUUUGAUUCGUGAAAAGUUGACAGAAUAUGAAAAGAAGAAUCCACACCCAGUUAGAGUAGUAACUCCAGUUGCUACUCCUCAAGUUACAGCUGUUCCAAAGCAAGAAAACCCGACAACAGAACAAGAAAAGCCUGUUGAAAAUGCUGGUGAAGGAACCUCUGAAGAAAUUUCUAUUGAAGAUUUACUUCCAAUUGAUGAUUCAUCAGAUAGCGAUGAAGAAGAGGAAAUUGUUGAAGAGGAAUGGUUCGAUGUGAACACUGUAGAUUCUUACCAAGGAAGUGAAAAGCAAGUUAUUAUUCUCUCAACAGUUCGUGCCAAUGAUAGAAAUAGUUUGGGUUUCUGUGUAGAUCAGAGACGUUUGAAUGUAGCUAUUACUAGAGCUCAAUUUUCACUUGUUAUUGUUGGUAAUGGUGAAAAUCUCUGUUCCAAUGAUUUGUAUAGAGAAUUUAUUAAGAAUACAAAGGUUGUUGAACCAAGAGAUUUCUUCCAAUUAGAAAAUGAUGCACAAGAAACUGAUAACAUGCUGUUGAGAAAUUUGAAUAGAAAUAGCUUGAACUUAACAUCUGCCUUGUUAAACAACAAGUCUAUGGUCUCAGAAUUGGGACAAGAUUUGGAGACCAUCUCUAAUACUAUUAUUGAUCUCAGUUUAGAUAAGGACAACCACAUUCUCUUAUUCCAAGCUUUAAAAACUUUGAAUAUUAACUUCAAGAGAACAUUCCAAUAUGGUAAUAAUUUAUAUCAUAGAGCCAUCUAUUCUAGAUCAUAUGAUUGUGUUUUGGAGUUGCUCAAGAGUCCAAAAUCUCAUUCACUCCUCUUUGAUUUGAAUCAACAAAAGAAUUUACCAAUUCACUCAUUGGUAUUGGAAUAUGGUAAGAGAAAACCACAAGAAAAGGAAAAGAUGAAGAUUGCCUUUGAAAAUAUGAUAACAGUGCUUCUUGAACAUAAGCCAACUGCAAUUCAAAGACAAAUUUUACAAAUAGACUCUGAUGAUCCAUAUGAAGUUUUUGAUGUGCCAAGCGGAAUUGAUCAAACUAUUGAUGUUACAAUUUUAAAACAGGAUUUGGAUGAUUUAAUGGAAAUUGUGGUAAAGCAUGAUUUGUUGCCUGAGGAUGAAAGUUUGGAAUUGAUGAGUAAGGGACUUAAAUGUGAAAGAUUUUUCAAGCCACCCCCACCAGUCAUUAACAAUAUACAACAACAACAACAACAACAAGUCAACCAACCUCAACAAAAGAGACCACAACACAAGGCUCACCAAAACAAUAACAAUGCCAAUAAGCAACAACCACAAGGCAAUAAUGGUAGACCUAGCUCUUCCAAUCAAGUUCCUCCACAACCACAACACCAACAAGCAAACAAUAAGCAUCAACAUAAUAACAGAGAUAAUAGACAAGCUCCACAGCAACAAAAGAACACUCAACCACAACAACAUCAACAAAAACCACAUUUUGUUAAUAAGCAAUCUCAAUCUCAACCACAACAGCAACAGCAACAAGUGUUUGUGAAAAAGACUGACUCUACUACUAACCAACCACAUCAUAAACAAGCUCAAUCCCAACCACAACACAAGCAACAGCAACAACACUUUGUUAAAAAGGUAGAAACACCUCAACAGCCAAAACCACAGAGUCAACCAUCUGCCUCCAAUAACAAUACUGGAUAUCAAUCUCAAUACGAACAAUUUAAGCAAUUAAUGCAAGCCAAGUUUGCCACAGAUUCUACUCAAACACCUCCUCCAACCAAUUCAAACAACCCAACCCAGCAACAAGCUCCAUCCCAAAACAAUCAAAAGCAAGUGAAUCAUCCUUUCAGAGAUUACAAGAAACAAGGAGGAGGAAAUAAUCGAUCAUUCCAUAAUAAUCAAUCCAAUAAUAACAAGUAAAUUAUGAACACUUAAUUAUUUC